AUGGCUGACUCGGCGACGGCGACGACGAGGUCAGGCUCGAGACCUAACUAUGGUUCCUUCUCUUCACCAGCCGAAGCAGACUCGCAUUCUGAUUCUGGCUCGUCUACUCUGUCCAGAGAUUCCAUGGAGUCAGCUCAUACUGCUUCACGGCCACAGUUCAGCAGGAUAAGGACGCACCAGUCGAUAGUUCGUGACCGCAGCCCCAUGGACAAUAGCGUGGAUGGGCAGUGUGCGCCAGGCGCUGGAGGCGCUGCACCAGCUGCAUCUGAUAAUAACCACUUCAACAAUGCUCAUGGCAGCAACGUCGUCAAUGGUGGCACUAUACCCCGGCAGCGAGGUGCCUCUUACUCGUCCCAGCGGUCUAGGAAGGGGAGCAUACGACCGGAACAGCCGCUCUCGUGGUACAAACGCAUGCUUGAGAAGUACGGCAGCUUGGAGCUGGAAAACAAAGGCAGCGUCGCCAGAGACCAUCUCGCUUUAGAACGCACAUUUCUCUCGUGGCUACGAACAUCUCUCGCCUUUGCCUCCAUAGGGAUAGCGGUUACACAGCUUUUCCGUCUCAACACCGCCAUCCAGCAAUUAGAUCCCUCGCUUCACAGACCCAGCGACCCAACCGCUCUUCUAUCAGAACACUACAGAGAAACUUCCAAGGGCCUCUACUUCACCAUCACAAGUAACAGCAGCCAGCUUCGUGGUCUCGGAAAGCCACUAGGCGCCACCUUCAUAGGAGUAGCCAUACUUGUCCUCUUCAUUGGCUUCCAUCGCUACUUUGAGAGUCAAUACUGGGUGGUCAGAGGGAAGUUCCCUGCCAGUCGUGGCAGUAUUGCCCUGACGGCAUUCAUCACUGCGUCUCUCAUGGUCAGCAGUUUGGUUAUCAUCCUUACCAUAUCACCGGGUGCUACGGAGUCAUAA
This is a messenger RNA of Nannizzia gypsea CBS 118893, 912 nucleotides long. RefSeq lists its product as hypothetical. The transcript has 2 exons. The coding region runs from base 1 to 912 and encodes 303 amino acids. The record is from RefSeq and is a predicted model, not a curated record. Lineage: Eukaryota; Fungi; Ascomycota; Eurotiomycetes; Onygenales; Arthrodermataceae.